This is a messenger RNA of Trichoplax adhaerens, 735 nucleotides long. RefSeq lists its product as uncharacterized. The record is from RefSeq and is a predicted model, not a curated record. The coding region runs from base 1 to 735 and encodes 244 amino acids. Lineage: Eukaryota; Metazoa; Placozoa; Uniplacotomia; Trichoplacea; Trichoplacidae. The transcript has 10 exons.
AUGGCAGCCAUGAUGGGAACCGACUCAAAAUUCAUUGGUGAUAAUGCAAAGUCAGAUGAAGAGCCUUCGAUGACAUCAGAAAAAGAUUGUAUUCUAAACAUGAAAAAAAUGAUUGCCUUUGCAGUAUCCAUACCAGUUUUUAUGACGAUAGUUAAUUGUUUCAUUUUGCCUACUGCACGGACCAGGCUUCCAGAAGAAGAUUUUACUGAGCGACGCCUUGGAGGGCUAUGCUUAAAAGUAUUGAAUAGUAAUAAUUCAAGCCCCGUUGUGAGUGAUUUAAUAAUUUGGAUGAAAGCAUGUUUCGAAGCUUUAGAACGUAAAUAUCUUAGGGAAAUGAUGCUCGGUGUAAGAUAUACCAAUAGCCAAUAUCAAUUACUUCAUGAAAUCAAAUUUGAAAGUUAUAGGAUUUCAAUAGAAGAUUUGAUACAAAUUUUAAUUCUCGCUUUUGCAGUUUCAUUCAAGGUUAAGAUGAGAAUGCAAAGUUCCUGCCAUCAACUUCAUAAAGAAAUUGCAUCUUUGCAAAAAAAUAGCGUCAAACGAAAGCGUUACAUGACAACAAGCAAUCAACCGAAGAUAAAAAUCGAGAAAGAAGCCUCAUGCCUAUCCUCAGCCAGCUUAACACAGGAUGAUUCUGACGCUACCAUUGAUGGUUUAGGUCGAGCAUUAUUUAUUUUAAGCUUUUUCCAAGAUUUCCUAAAAUUAUGCUUUAAGUUUUUAUUUACGCGCAUUGCAUAA